Molecule: messenger RNA, 1227 nt
Organism: Vicugna pacos (alpaca)
Lineage: Eukaryota; Metazoa; Chordata; Mammalia; Artiodactyla; Camelidae
Source: RefSeq, a predicted model, not a curated record
UGGGGGUGUAGAAAUUCAGCAUUUGUGUGUAUUGUCAAACAGCCUCCUGCCCUUUCUAGGUGAUAUUUUCAGCUCUCUGGCUUUCUGUCUCACAUUUUCUUCUUAAUUAGAUAGCAGAAGAACACAUCUUGAAGACCAACUGCCUUCCUCCUCCCCUACUCAAUUGGGAGUGAGAGAAAUGAUUUAGAAUUUAUGACGCUCAAGUUAAUCUAUACAGUAAAGUCAGUCCAAGAGGGGAUGCUUCUGGCAGGAUGUCCCCAGGUCCUUUCCAGCAUUUUUAGUCUGAGAACAUGGUUCAUUUCAUCCAGUGGGGUGUUUCAUGUUGUGUUAAGAAUCUAAGACUUCAGUGUCAAGUGUCUACAGGACAGAUGGAGGGGUUUGGCUUCUGGGCCAAAGGAAAGAGAAGAGGCCUAGAUUCUCUUUCCCUACUACUAGGCUUUAAGUGAGAGGGUCAGGAACCAGAUUCUGGGAGACACUGCCUUAGGAAUCCCUUCUCCAGUUUUGCUCUAGGGCUGAAGAAAAAACUAUUUGAGGUUGAAUGGGGUCAAGCAGAGGGGCUUAUUUUCAUAUGCAAUCAAGCCGGGAAUUCAGUCCCCAAAUCUGAGGACGGGGAUCCUUCACAGAUUCUUUGGAGCUUACCCCUCGACUUCAGAGUGGCCCCCAUAUUGCUUCCCUCGGCCCCGCCCCACUGCUGGAGAGGGCCGGGCUUGGGGGCGGGGCCAGGCCGGGGGCGGGUCCUCACCGGCCGCGCCGCGCGUUGCCUUGACGACCGCGACAAGAUGGCGACCCUGCCGGGAGGGAUUCAGGGGCUGGACCCCGAGGCGCUGAGCCCUGAGCAGCUGGAGCAGCUGCGCGGCUUCAAGAUUCAGACCCGGAUUACUAAUGAAAAGUACCUAAGGACACACAAAGAAGUGGAGUUGCUCAUAAGUGGUUUCUUCAGAGAAAUGUUUUUGAAAAGACCAGACAACAUUCAAGAAUUUGCUGCAGACUAUUUCACGGAUCCAAGACUUCCCAACAAGAUUCACAUGCAGCUAAUUAAGGAGAAGAAAGUGGCUUAAUUAGCAAAAUCAUGAUGCUCAGCUGUUGAGAGAGACCAGAAAGAAUCCAGCCUCGGGGUCAUCUGGAAGCAAAAGAGCCCUGUUGCCACCAGUGUGGGUUCCAGGCCGCCUUGGACUGUGUCUGCAAAGGCUUUUAAAGAUACUCAUUAAAAACAGACCUUCCUCCUGC